CAUAUUCUUCAUUUUUCAGAUAGCAUGGUAGAAGAAGUGAUAGUUAAAGAUUUAGUGAAAAUGAAAGGCGAAAAUUUCUCCACAAAAGAAAUUUGUCCAUCUUCUAGUUUAGAUGAAACAUGUACUUGGGGUUUGCAGGAGAAAGAUGAAAAUACAGAAAUUAUAGAUGCUCCUAGUAAUACAAUUCAAGAAAUACAGUCUGAAAGGAAAGAAGAAACAGUUUCAAUCAAGGAAGAGAGUUCUACUGUAGAAGAUACAUGUACAGUUUAUGUACAGGGAGAGAGUAUGAAGAUGGAAAGUACACAACUAAAAAGUGAAAUCAUAAAUAUUUACUCGAAACCAAAAAGACGCAAGAAGAGUAAACAUGAAGGAAUAGGAUACUCUUGUGGUGAAUGUGAUUAUGCGGCAACCAAACCUGGAAAUCUGAAGAGCCAUAUUGCAUAUAAACAUAAAGGAGUUAGAUAUCCUUGUGACCAGUGUGAAUACAAUGCGACUACAGCAGGUAGUCUGAAGAAUCAUGUCGAAAGUAAGCAUGAAGGAGUUACAUAUCCUUGUAAACACUGUGACUAUGCUGGCACUACAGCAUGUCAUCUGAAAACACAUGUUAAAAUUAAGCAUGAAGGAGUAAGAUAUCCUUGUAAACACUGUGAGUAUGCUGCCACUACAGCAAGUCAACUGAAGGGACAUGUUAAAAAUAAGCAUGAUGGAGUAAGAUAUCCCUGUAAACAAUGUGAGUAUGCUGCCACUACAUCAAGUGAUCUCAGAAAACAUAUUAAAAAUAAGCAUGAAGGAGUGAGAUAUCCUUGUGAUCAAUGUGAUCAUGUUUCGACCCAAGCUGGGAAUCUGAAGAGCCAUAUUGCAAAUAAGCAUAAAAGAGAUGGAUAUCCUUGUGACCAAUGUGAAUACAGCGCGACUACAGCAGGUAGUCUGAAGAAUCAUGUUAAUAAUAAGCAUGAAGGAGUGACAUAUUCUUGUGAAAAUUGUGGUUAUUCGGGCGCUACUGCAAGUAGUCUAAAAUCCCAUGUUAAAAGAAAGCAUGAAGGAGUUAGAUAUCAAUGUGAACAGUGUGAAUACAACGCGACUACAGCAGGUAGCCUGAAGAAUCAUGUAGAAAGUAAACAUGAAGGAGUUUCAUAUCCUUGUAAACACUGUGACUAUGCUGCCACUACAGCAUGUCAUCUGAAGACACAUGUUGAAAAAACGCAUGAAGGAGUAAGAUAUCCUUGUAAACACUGUGACUAUGCUGCCACUACAGCAAGUCAACUGAAGGGACAUGUCGAAAAUAAGCAUGAAGGAGUAAGAUAUCCUUGUGAACACUGUGAACAUGCUGCCACUACAGCAAGUGGUCUGAGAAAACAUGUUAAAAGUAAGCAUGACGGAGUGAGAUAUCCCUGUGAUCACUGUGAUCAUGUUGCAACCCAAGCUGGGAAUCUCAAGAACCAUAUAAAAAGCAUGCAUGAAGGAGUGAGAUUUCUUUGUGACAAAUGUGAACAUGUGGCCACUUCUCUAGCUAAUCUGAAGUAUCAUAUAAAGAGUAAACAUGCCAUUACAAUAUAAAAUCUGGACAGAAAUAUAAAAAAUUGAACAUAAAAAUAUAAACCAAUUCUGCAAAUUCCAUUAAACCAAUGUUUCGUUUUUUUUAAGACUAUUAUAAACUGAUUUUAUUCUAACAAAGUACUUUAAAUGCAAACCAUAUUCAAUAUCAUGCCUAAAAUUUGAAAAUGUUUGAAUGUGUUUAUUGGAUAAAAACAAACAGACCGACAAGCCAAAUUUAUAAAUAAUACCAAUAACAAUACUUCUCAGUAUUUAUUUCCUAACUAAUCCAAUGAAAAUUCUUAUAUAUUAUUUAAUAAUUAUCAUGAAGUAGAAUAUGAUUCUACAAGAUUAACUAGGGAUUAUAAAAAUAUAUUUUUCUUCAAUUAAUUACAAGGAAAAAUGCGUCUCAAAGUAAUGAUGUAAUACGGCCCUUUCCAUCUUUUAUAAUCUCUUUUUCAAUUAUCAACAUACAGCUCUUCUCCCCCCCCUCCAUCCUUUCAUCCUUCCUUGAAUAUUUUAAGCCUAUUUUUUAGUAGAUAAACUCUAGUCUUUUAGUUCACUCCUGCUCUCUUUAACAAUACCAAGGGAAACAUUUAUUUGUCCAAUUAUUUGAAUUUAAAAAAUUCAAUCAUAUUUUCAUCCUUAUGCAUAUUAAUCUGUAUUAAGUAAUUGUCUUAAGACUGUUUCAACAUUUUUCGUAUAUUUUUAAUAUUUCAGAAAGAAUGGCAGAUUAUAUGAAAGAAGAAUUCAUUUUAGGAAGAAAUAAAAAUAAAAGAAGAACUUAUUAUUUAGGAAGAUGUUUGUCCAUUCUCUAGAUUUGAGGAAGAUUCCUCAAUUAUUUGUUGAUCGCACUUUUUUUCUCCAAUUUAGCGCCAAAACAGUCUGAUGCAUUACUUUCUUUACACCAUUUAAAAUAUAUAUAUAUAUAUAUACUUUGCUUGUCUGUUUGUAUAUCCAAAACGCCUGAACCGAUUGGGCUCAAAUUUUGUGUGGGACUUCACAUGUACCCAGGUUUAUAUGGAUGAUCAAAAUUUCUAAGAUUUGCCUCCAACACAAUUCAAUUUCCUUUAAAUUUGAAAAAUCCACGAUUUUUUGAAUCCGCGAACUUUUUGUUUUUGUUUUACAUGUAUACAAAGAGAAAAUGUUCACAAUUAGAAUAAAAGAUGGGCGCGAAGCGCUCUAAAAGCCUAGUAUCAUAAAAUUAAUCUAUGGUAGAAUGAACAGAAAUAUGUUUGAAGAUUAUGAUUACUUGUCCAGGUUAAAUAAUUCAGGUUGAAGAAUUUCCUGAAUCAAAUAAACUAAACAAAGUUACAAAUCUAAAGGAAUGCAUGAAAAGUAAAUAAAAAGGAUGGAGAUUUCCAUGCGACCAUUGUGAAUUUACAUGUACAGAUUAUAUUCUGAAAAGACAUUAAAAAAGUUUGCAUAACUUCCCUUGUGAUUAAUGUGAUUAUCUGGCAAUUCAAACUCAAAAAUUGAAGGAACGUAUAAAAGGAAACUAUGUAAGGUUUAUCCUUGUCAAUUCUGUGAUUAUUCUGCUACUAAAGCAAGUCAUCUUAAAACGCAUGUUGAAAAUAAACAUUUAAUGGUUAGA
Eurytemora carolleeae is the source of this 3127-nucleotide messenger RNA. Its product is annotated as zinc finger protein 26. The transcript has 3 exons. The record is from RefSeq and is a predicted model, not a curated record. Gene Ontology annotation, biological process: regulation of gene expression. NCBI's taxonomy places the organism in Eukaryota, Metazoa, Arthropoda, Copepoda, Calanoida, Temoridae. Bases 25 to 1557 code for a protein of 510 amino acids. Gene Ontology annotation, cellular component: nucleus.